AUGUGUUUCUAUUUUGGAAUGCCUCCUGCAAGUCUGCGCCAACUGAACGACCCAUCGCGAGUCUGGAUACCGGGCAUCAUUCAGAGCAUCGCGACCUUCCUGCCACCCAACGAAGUUGCUGGUACUCUUCGCCUCGUAAAUAAAGAUACCGCGAAGCAACUUGUCGAAUUCAAAACACUUCAGCUGUCGCGCCCGUCACCGCGCCACGCAUUUUCUCACCGCUGGGGCGUCCCGGCAGCUUUCCGCGAGCUCGAUCACAUCUCCCAAGUGCGACUUCAAUGCCUCACGGCCGCAAGCGGCAGCAUUGAAAACAUGGAAGUGGUUCUCAUGAGCAGCGCCGGUACCUUUUCCCCACUAGCUGCCGGCGCUCUUCUGGGCACUGCCGCGGCCGCCGGCCAGCUGGAGAUGUGCCAAUGGCUGAGGGCGCACGGCUGCGGAUGGGGCAACGCGCUUUCCAAGGCCUCCAAGGCCGGUCACCUGCGCGUGUGCCAGUGGAUGCUGGCGAGCGGAUGCCCCUGCGACGCUGCAGCGGUGUAUGCAGCGGAGCGUGGCGGCCACGAAGACAUGAGUGCCUGGCUCUUGGAACAACGAGGCGAAGUGGACUUGUGCCUCAAAGUUGACCUGGUCAAACUCGCGGAAGCGGCAGCGGAGGGGUUCAGCCUCGCAGUUCUCCAGCGCCGUCACGGUCCGAUAAUGCAGGUGCCCUUCGGCUCGAUGCUCUAUUGGGACGAACACACAGGUGCCCGCAUCAUCGCUGCCGCAGCCUGCAGCCCCACGCCCGACUGGCAUGCCAAGGUGGAAUGGCUGGAGAAACUUUUUGAUCUACAUCAUAGGCCUGUUGAGCCCUGCGUGGCGGUUGCCGGCCGGCUUAACGAUGACGGCGAUGCAACCAGCAGGCUGAAGUGGCUGCACGACCGCGGCUAUCCAUUGAGCGAAAGAGCGGCGGCCGAGGCCGCCGCAUGCGGGAAUUUAUCGGCCCUGCGAUAUAUCACUCAGCGAGGUGGACCGGGUUCGCGAUCCCCAGGCUACCUGGUCGCCUCGGCGGCCCUGGGCAGGCACACCGCUGUACUUGAGUAUCUCCACACCGCCUGCGGAUGGGAGGUGGGCCAAGGUCACCGCGGCAUUCGCGGUUUGGUCGGCGUGGGUGCCCUCGACGGCCAUGUGCCGCUGGUGCUAUGGGCAGCGGACGCGCUGGGCGUGGGCUUGGCGGGUGUCGGCGGCGAGUUGUUUGACCUGGCAGCGCUGGGAGGCAGCUUGGAGAUGAUGUCUUGGCUUCGCCAGCGGGGCUGCGGCUGGGGUCAUGUGGCGGUGUCUGGCACCGCACUGUUUGGCUCUGAGGCGGCGCUGGAGUGGCUGGCGGACCAGGGCUGCCCUUUCCCGGAGCACGACCGCCAACUCAACAAACUUAUUCCUUGCAUCCGUAACAACUCGCGCAUUGCCCGCGGCUGCUGGUCUUUGCUUUAUGACUCGCAGACGAAUGGCAAGCCCUACGUGUUUGCGGCCAAGCGGUGCGAUCCGGCCAUCAUCCGCUGUUUACACCGGCUGGGCUGUCCCUGGAGCGCGCAAACCCUGGUGGACUGCAUUCGCAACAGCCUGCCGGUCCCCAUGAUGCAUCUGAUGUUGGAGCUGGGUUGUCCCGUGGACUGGUAUGAAGCGGCGCAGGCGGCUGCGACGACAGGUCGGGAUGGGGAGUACCGAAGAGAGCUGCUGACCUGGCUGAGGGAGGAACAGCAAAAGCAGCGGCUGGCGCAAGGCCUUGCCACCGCCGCUGCCGCCGCAGAAGCAGAAGCAGCAGCCAGAUGA
Molecule: messenger RNA, 1803 nt
Organism: Volvox carteri f. nagariensis
Lineage: Eukaryota; Viridiplantae; Chlorophyta; Chlorophyceae; Chlamydomonadales; Volvocaceae
Exons: 2
Coding region: 1-1803 (600 amino acids)
Biological process (GO): sphingolipid catabolic process; ceramide biosynthetic process
Cellular component (GO): endoplasmic reticulum; cell periphery; membrane
Molecular function (GO): glycerophospholipase activity
Source: RefSeq, a predicted model, not a curated record